GCCAGCUCGGCUCCCUCCGCCCUCGCCGCCCGCCCCUCCAUCCCGGCGCCCGCCCGCUCGCCCGCCUGGGGGUCUGGGCCGGCAACAAGUUAUUAUCGCGGACAUGGGCCAAGGAGCCAGAGGCCGCCCAGAGCCCCGGGGUCCGUGAGCCGCAGUGCGAGGCCUCAGGACACAGGGUCGCCAUGGGGACCGCUGCCCUGGGUCCCCUCUGGGCAGUCCUCCUGCUCCCUCUCGUGGUGUCUGGGGUCCCCACCGAGGAGCCUACGUCCGGGGAAGCUGUGCCCUCUGGCCCCUCUGGCAGCUGCCGCCGGUGCUGUGACGCUGAGGACGCCCUGGCGGACGCUGCGGACGUGUCCCCGGCCUCUCCGUCCGCCCUUCCCUACAUCCUGCCUGAGGUCAGGCCCUACAUCAACAUCACCAUCCUGAAGGGUGACAAAGGGGACCGCGGCCCGCUGGGCACGCCAGGGAAACUGGGCAAAGAGGGUCCCCGAGGGGACCGCGGCCCGCAGGGUGCCAAGGGCGCCAAGGGGCAGGCGGGCAGCCCGGGCAGCCCGUGCGCGACGCGCUCCUCGGCCUUCUCGGUGGGCCGCAAGGCGGCGCUGCACAGCAGCGAGGGCUUCCAGCCGCUGCUCUUCGACACGGUCUUCGUCAACCCCGACGGGCACUUCGACAUGGCGGCCGGGCGCUUCGUGGCGCCGCUGCGCGGCCUCUACUUCUUCAGCCUCAACGUGCACAGCUGGAACUUCAAGGAGACCUACGUGCACGUGGUGCACAACGAGGCCGCCGCCGUCAUCCUGUACGCGCAGCCCAGCGACCGCAGCAUCAUGCAGAGCCAGAGCGUGAUGCUGGCGCUGGCGCCCGGCGACCGCGUCUGGGUGCGGCUCUUCAAGCGCGAGCGCGAGAACGCCGUGUACAGCGACGACGUGGACACCUACAUCACCUUCAGCGGCCACCUGGUCAAGCCCGACGACGACUGAGGCCCCGGCCCCUCGCGCCCGGCAGCCCUGGGCACCGCGGGAAGUGGGCCUUUCCUGCUGCCACCUGGCCGGUCCCCAGUGCCUUCCGUCCCUCUCCUCCUUUCUGACCUAAGCCUUCCAGGACUCUUGCGCCUUGAAGCCCAGCACGUCCAAACCCGGCCCUGUGCUGCCCGACCCCAGACCUCCUUCAGGUGCAGAUUCCGACUCCCCGGUCUGGAUUUGGGCCCAGGGCUCUGCAUUCCUGUCCAGGGCCUGGGCGGUGCUGGUGCUGCUGGUCUGUGGACCAUAUUUGAGUCAUCGUGUUUGAGAACUUUCCCAGCAUUCUAGUCCUUUCUGAACGUUCUGCAAUCUCCCUUCUAGGAUGCUCCCAACAUCCUGAGAUUCCCUCAUGGCCGGGAGCCCCCUCCCCUGUGCCCUUUCCCUCUUCUCUCACCCCCUUCGCCCCCAUCUCUGCAGCCACCGUGUUUAUUCAUUCAUCAAACACGGAACACUCACUCUGCCAGGCCGGGAAAGCCGAGGCCCUCAGAGCCAGCCCGCCCCCUGCCCCUGCCCUGGUAGCCCCCAGUCUAGCCCUGCUGGGGUGGGGGCAGACGCCUGGGUGCCCAGGGCUGCCCUCGCCAGUCUGCGUCCUGGGUGUCCAGGCACCGUGGGUCCUCGUUUCCCACUGCUCCAGGGGCACGGGGUCCCCGGGGUGGAAAUGGAAUCCUCUGCCCGUUCUGCACCCUCCUGCCCGUGCCCGUGCCCAGAGGGGCCUGGCCAGUUAAGGGCCCAAUGAGGAGAUGAGCCAGGAGUUUGGGUGCAUUUGGGGGUACAGGGCCUGUGGGGAGUGAUGCCAGCUCGGGGCUUCCCACACGGCUGGAGUGACCCGAGAGGACCCCUCUUGUCCCUCCCCCCUCCCAGGGCUCUGCCAGGGCCUUGCUCCACCCCUCUUGCCAAAGGCAUCUGAGUCUAUCCCCAGAACUUCCAGCUGCUGGCAGACACUCAUGUCUGUCCCAGGUGCUCUCCGACCCUCUGGGCCCUCCCACUAGCCCAGUGUCCCUGACUCACCAGGUUUGCCAAGGUGCUGAGGCCCGGGCCGCCCCUGCCCACACAGCCCCUGCCAGCCUGGAGUUGCCCUUGCUAACCCUGGCAGGGCCGGGGCCUCAGCAGGUCUGGGGGCUGGGCAGGCAGCGUGCAGGUCACUUGCCACCCCCAGCCGUACUGCCAUGAGAGGCCCUGGAGAGGCCAAGCAGAAGCAGGGACGUCAGGCCUCUGUCCCUCUCCUUCUCCAGGGUGUGUGGCCUGGCGGCCCCCAGCCUUCCACUGCCCCUCCCCAGGUAGCCUGACCUUCUCUGAGGGAGGUCGCCUCUGCCCAUUGGUGCUUCUGCAGGCUGUGGGGCAGAGGUGGCCUUGUGGGGUGGUCUCUGGUGCUCACAGCCAAGGGAGCCGUGGCCACAUGGCCAGGUGACGAGCAGGGCCUGCCAUGUGCCACAAAGGCCGGUGCUAUAAAACCACCCCAGCCCUGCUGUGCCCUGCCCUGCUUGUCCAGUGGGAUUAAAGUUUGCUGAGUUCUCUUGGC
This is a messenger RNA of Sciurus carolinensis (gray squirrel), 2535 nucleotides long. It is a transcript of the gene C1qtnf6, whose product is annotated as C1q and TNF related 6. The coding region runs from base 183 to 977 and encodes 264 amino acids. NCBI's taxonomy places the organism in Eukaryota, Metazoa, Chordata, Mammalia, Rodentia, Sciuridae. The transcript is spliced from 3 exons. Gene Ontology annotation, molecular function: protein binding. The record is from RefSeq and is a predicted model, not a curated record.